Molecule: messenger RNA, 3602 nt
Organism: Hymenoscyphus albidus
Lineage: Eukaryota; Fungi; Ascomycota; Leotiomycetes; Helotiales; Helotiaceae
Source: the annotation of a GenBank genome assembly
AUGCGUCUGCUACACUACAAUACCGAUGGCGGGUUCAGCCUGGCCGAGUUCUUUGAAGGCGACAUACCCAAGAAGUAUGCUAUACUUUCACACAGAUGGGGAGCAGAGGAGGCCACUUUCAAGGAUCUAACAGACGGUACGAGCAAAGGCAAGGCUGGGCACGGCAAGAUACAGUUCUGCGGAGAACAGGCAAGACGUGACGGCUUACAAUACUUUUGGGUGGACACCUGCUGUAUCGAUAAAUCCAAUGCUGUCGAGCUUCAGGAAGCUAUCAACUCGAUGUUUCGCUGGUACCGCGAUUCGGCUAAGUGCUACGUUUAUCUGCCAGAUGUUUGGCGGCCUCGAACCGAUUCGGCUGAUAGGUCCUGCGAGGACUGGGUAUCGAUAUUUCGGAGAAGCGAAUGGUUUAAACGAGGCUGGACUCUGCAAGAGCUUAUUGCGCCGGCAUCAGUCGACUUCUUCUCUAAAGAAGGAGAGCUAUAAGGAAAUAAGGCCUCCUUAGAACGAUACAUCUGCGAGGCAACAGGCAUUCCAGCCAGGGCUCUUCGAGGGAGCCCUUUGUCUGAUUUCAGCGUUGAUGAGCGAUUAUCGUGGGCAGCAAGUCGUGAGACUUUUCGCCAGGAAGACAAAGCAUACUCACUACUUGGCAUUUUUAAUGUCAAUAUGUCGCUUAUCUAUAGCGAAGGAAAGGAAAAUGCGUUGAGACGGCUAAAGAAGAAGAUCCAGAAAUUGCAGACAGGUGAAUACCUAAUAAAUCGCUUUAUUAUUAGCUAUCUACUAAUCACUUUUUAACAGGAGACGAGCAGAAUCAGGGAGCCCUUUGUCUGAUUUCAGCGUUGAUGAGCGAUUAUCGUGGGCAGCAAGUCGUGAGACUUUUCGCCAGGAAGACAAAGCAUACUCACUACUUGGCAUUUUUGAUGUCAAUAUGUCGCUCAUCUACAGCGAAGGAAAGGAAAAUGCGUUGAGACGGCUAAAGAAGAAGAUCCAGAAAUUGCAGACAGGUGAAUACCUAAUAAAUCGCUUCAUUAUUAGCUAUCUACUAAUCACUUUUUAAAAGGAGACGAGCAGAAUCCACUUGACCCUGAAAGCCAAAGUUGUAUACAAGACCUGCGGAUAACAGAUCCCCGGGAGGAUAAGAAGCGGAUUGAAGACACGAAGGGCGGGCUACUGCGAGACUCUUACCAAUGGAUCCUUGAACAUCCCGAUUUCCAGCAAUGGCGCGACGAUACACAGAGCCGGCUACUCUGGGUCAAGGGUGACCCUGGUAAAGGUAAGACGAUGCUUAUUAGCGGCAUCCUCGAUGAAUUGAGCCCUUCGACGAAGCUAAGAGACAAAGCGGCAACCACACUAUUGUCGUACUUCUUCUGCCAGGCUACCGAUGGCCGCAUUAAUAAUGCGUCAGCCGCGCUCCGCGGUCUUAUCUACCUACUCAUCGACCAGCAACCAUUGCUCAUCUCGUAUGUGCGGAAAAAGUACGACCACGCUGGCAAGGCCCUUUUUGAAGAUCCAAACGCAUGGGUUGCAUUAUCCGAAAUCUUCACUAGCAUUCUACAAGACCCAAGCUUGACGAGCAUCUAUUUGAUCAUCGAUGCGCUCGAUGAAUGUAAAGCAAAUCUUGACCAGCUUUUGGAUCUAAUUAGUCGAACUGCCUCAACAUCCACUCGCGUGAAAUGGAUUGUAUCAAGCCGUAACGAACCUAACAUUGAGGCGCGGCUGAGACUUGAUCAUACGCAGACGAGGCUUAGCCUUGAGCUCAACAAGGAGCAUGUCUCUCGCGCUGUCCAGUUGUUUAUCGAUUUCAAGGUUUCCAAACUCCGACUUAUUGAGGACGACGGCGAGCUACAGGAGAUAAUUCGAGGUCAGAUAUACGAUAAGGCCAAUGGGACAUUUCUUUGGGCAGCUCUUGUCUUAAAGGAGCUUGAGCCCGUAGAGAGCUGGGACGUGCUCGAUGUGCUUCAGGAUAUGCCGCCAGAGCUAGAACCACUCUAUAAUCGGAUGCUAUGUCAGGUUGAACAGCUACAACACAGCGAUCCAGUGUUCUGCCGUCUCGUCCUUUCUACUAUAACGCUUGCGUACCGCCCACUCCACCUGCUCGAGGUAGGGGCCCUCUCUGAUCUGCCUGAGAAAAUGUCUGCCAAUCUCGAUAAAGUCGUGAAGGUUGUCAAUAAAUGCGGCUCGUUUCUCACUAUACGAGAGAAUCGGACGUAUUUUAUCCAUCAGUCGGCAAAGGACUUCUUACUUGAAAGGGCAUUUGAUAGAGUAUUUCCAUCUGGAAUGGCGGAUAUAACCUAUACUAUGUUCUCAAAAUCACUCGAGAUUAUGUCUAAAACGCUUCGACGCGACAUCUACGAAUUGCGCGCCCCUGGAUUCCAGAUUGAAAUGGUCGAGCCGCCAGAUCCAGAUCCACUCGCAGCAGCGCAAUACUCCUGUCUCUAUUGGGUUGACCAUCUACUUGACUGUGAUAGAGGACACACUACGAAUGAUGUUGUAGACGGUGGCUCCGUUCAUCUGUUUUUAAAAAGGAGUUAUCUAUUCUGGCUUGAGGGGCUCAGCUUAAUGAAAAGCUUGCCAGAUAGUAUCGUGAUGAUAAUGAAGCUUGAGAACUGGAUUAAGGUAAGUUAUAUUACGAUUUUGAGGAUGCCUUUAUAGAAGACUCUACUAACAUGAACAAGUUCAAUGAAAGCCCUAACGUACAUGCGUUUAUACACGAUGCUAGGCGCUUUGCCGUAUCCACCCGAUCAAUUAUUGAACAAGCGCCUCUUCAAGCGUAUUGUUCAGCUCUUGUUUUCGCACCAGAGAAGAGCAUUGUUCGAGAAGCGUUCGAGAGCUGUAUUCCACCUUGGAUCCAGACAAAGCCUAGAGUCGAAAUGUACUGGAAUGCGAUGCUACAAACCCUCGAGGGCCAUACUGAUUGGGUCAGCUCAGUCGCCUUCUCCCCUGACGGCAAGCAGAUCGUGUCUGGGUCUNAGAAGAGCAUUGUUCGAGAAGCGUUCGAGAGCUGUAUUCCACCUUGGAUCCAGACAAAGCCUAGAGUCGAAAUGUACUGGAAUGCGAUGCUACAAACCCUCGAGGGCCAUACUGAUUGGGUCAGCUCAGUCGCCUUCUCCCCUGACGGCAAGCAGAUCGUGUCUGGGUCUUGGGACAGCACCGUCCGGCGCUGGGACGCAGCCACGGGACAGCAGCUACUGCCAGCCCUCGAGGGCCAUACUCAAACCGUCACCUCAGUCGCCUUCUCCCCUGACGGCAAGCAGAUCGUGUCUGGGUCUGGGGACAGCACCGUCCGGCGCUGGGACGCAGCCACGGGACAGCAGCUACUGCCAGCCCUCGAGGGCCAUACUCAAACCGUCACCUCAGUCGCCUUCUCCCCUGACGGCAAGCAGAUCGUGUCUGGGUCUGGGGACAGCACCGUCCGGCGCUGGGACGCAGCCACGGGACAGCAGCUACUGCCAGCCCUCGAGGGCCAUACUCAAACCGUCACCUCAGUCGCCUUCUCCCCUGACGGCAAGCAGAUCGUGUCUGGGUCUGGGGACAGCACCGUCCGGCGCUGGGACGCAGCCACGGGACAGCAGCUACUGCCAGCCCUCGAGGGCCAUACUCAAACC